This is a messenger RNA of Mollisia scopiformis, 651 nucleotides long. RefSeq lists its product as uncharacterized. The record is from RefSeq and is a predicted model, not a curated record. The transcript has 3 exons. NCBI's taxonomy places the organism in Eukaryota, Fungi, Ascomycota, Leotiomycetes, Helotiales, Mollisiaceae. Gene Ontology annotation, molecular function: protein binding. The coding region runs from base 1 to 651 and encodes 216 amino acids.
AUGGCGCAAAACAACAAUCAAGAGAUCGAAUCUCAGAGUGUAGCUAAAUCCCGCCGCAGAGGAAGUGUAGAGCAAGUUAGGAAGCAGCAAAAGAGAGAUCUCAUGACAUUCUCAACUCCCGAUGUUUUGGUAACCCUCCUGGUGGGCUGGGAGUCUGUCAGAUUUACGGUUUCCAAGAAUAUUGCAUGCUACCACUCUCCGGUCUUCCAUGCCGCCUUCAAUGGCUCCUACGUCGAAAGUACUAGUCUUGAAUAUCGUAUGGCUCAUGUUGAUGAACCUACUGCAAGACUUCUCCUACAAUACCUCUACUACAACGCACUUAGCCUUGUCCAGUUUGACGACCGCUGCGAUACCCACGAUCAACUCUCAACCGAGGAACAGCAUGCUCUGACUGUCCAAGACAAUGAUUUAGUCUGUCUGUGGGUUCUUGCUGAUGAGCUGGGUAUGCCACAACUACAGAAUGAGGUCAUCACCCAAUUCCAUGCAAUCCAAGAGAAGCUCAACUGCAUUCCCGCCGCACCAAUCAAUCUGAUUUAUGAUAUCACGUCCAUGGAGAGCCAGUUGAGAAGAUAUAUCGUGACCUUUGCGCCAGAAACCUCGACGCUUCCGAUCUUACUCAGGACGGAGAACGAAAGUGUAUGGAUGCAAUGA